AUGGAUUUGGCGAGGAAGAUCAUUGAGACCCUGAACGGGCCGGCAGAGGGAUCGAAGCCUCCUCUCCAGUCAUACGGGGACCGGCGACCGCCGACAGCCUCAGAUCUAGCGGUUGAGUGCUUGAAUAUGCUUGACUACUCGAUUCUUCACGGAAGGCAAACCAGGGCGUCCACUAGGCAUGGGUCGGUGGAGAGCCGCAACUGGUGCCCUCAUGAUCGGGCUAGGUCAAGACUCUAUUCUUCAUGCCAGCACACUUUUGCUAUGCUUCGAAAGACGUCGACACUCGUUGUUCAUCAAGGUUACAUUGUGUGUCUGGCUUCAUAUAAACCGACGGUCGGCUUCAAGGCUAACAAAGCCGCCCCCAUGAUUCCUUCGCAUCCUUCGGCUUUCUUGCUCAUGGCUCUCACUCGGGCCAUCCAAGUCAUCUUCCUUCAACGCCCAAUUGGGUGCAUUGAACAACGAGUGGCCAUGGAUUUUCAGCUGCAAAACCCAAUUACUCUUCGCAAAUCGACACUAUUCCCGGGAUGUUUGUGUCAGUUGCAUUGUGCAUUAGCGUAUGCGCAAAUCAGUGAGAUAAUUCGGCAUUUGCGAAAGGAUGAGUCUGAUGAGAUCAUAUUGUUUGUCGUGGUAAAGAUGCUGUUGACGUACUCAGGGGAUUGCAACUCGAGCUGUAUCAUGAGGCUUCACUUGGGGCCGAACUGCGGACUGGUAGACGUAUAA
This is a messenger RNA of Aspergillus welwitschiae, 720 nucleotides long. RefSeq lists its product as uncharacterized. Lineage: Eukaryota; Fungi; Ascomycota; Eurotiomycetes; Eurotiales; Aspergillaceae. The record is from RefSeq and is a predicted model, not a curated record. The coding region runs from base 1 to 720 and encodes 239 amino acids. The transcript is spliced from 6 exons.